AAUUGUUUUCCAAAAAUACAUCAGACUGUGUGGAGGCGGCACCUUAGCAUGCCGUCUAAACAAUAUUAACAUUUAGAUAUAUCGUAAAUCAGAAAUAUGAGUAUUAUAACAUCAAUGCGAAUAUUAGUACUGUUUAUUUUAUGUUACAACAAAGCCAAUGCAGCGCUUAGCACCCGGUAUCCUAUAGGAGGUUUAUUUAACUCUGAAACAUUACCGACUUCAGAGGUAGCGUUUGACAAUAUAGUGAAACAGGGCAGCAAAGCAUAUCAUGGCAGAGUUAUACAUUCAGAGGUUGAUGACAGUUAUUCUGCUGCUCUGGAAAUGUGUGAUUACACUUCGGAUAAUAAAGGUAUAGUUGCAUUGAUCGAUGCAAGGCCCGUUGACGAUAUUUGUGACUUCACUUGCAUGCUAUGCAACAGCCUCAAUAUAUCAUAUCUGUCGUUAAAUUGGGAGCCGCCGGUUACAUUGGAAAAGGAUUUAUUCACGUUUUCAUAUCACCCUUCGCCGGAAAUGAUAUCAAAAGCCUACGCGACUCUUAUUAAAAAGCUUCAGUGGGAUAAAUUCACAAUACUUUACGAGGAUGAAUCCAGUUUUGUACGUCUGCAAGAAGUUAUAAAUACUUGGCCGUAUAACAGUGACCAAAUAUUGUUUAGACAGUUACAUCCCGAUAAAGACAAUCUCGAAACGUUCAAAUAUAUAUUCAAAGUAGUACAUAUGAGCUAUCACGUUCUGGACUGUGACGUGAAAAAUAUUAUGAAGUAUAUGCACGAGAUAGUGAAGGUGGAGAAUUCGACACAGUACCAGAGUUUCAUCCUAACCGCCCUCGACGCGUACACUGUGAAACUGGAUGAGAUAGAUGAACUUCUAGCGAACGUAUCCACGAUGCAUCUUACCACAUCUGAUGACGUCAAUUGGAAGGAUUUGGAUAUGAGCAACGAUGUUAUACGGUUAGAAACAGCUUUGACGGCAGAUGCACUGAAUCAUCUAGAAAAAGCUCUCAGAAGUAUGGGAAUAUCUGAAUAUAUAGACAAUCCACCGGCGUUAUGUUUCAAAGAUGCUAAAAUUGAUUACCAAGAUGCAGCAUGGCCAAAAGGUGAUGACCUUCGAAAUGCUCUAUUACAGACCAAAACAAAGGGGUUCACAGGUAAUAUCGAAUUCAAUGAGAUUGGGCAAAGAAUAAAUUUCAAACUUCAUUACUCAAAAUUAAGCAUUGAGAGUGAAUUCAUUCACGUCGGUCACUGGGACUCCAAGACAGACAUGAUAACGGAUGAGAGAGAAGUUAAGGAGAGAUCUUCUACGUCUAAAUCUGUUAUACGGGUAGUGUCUAAGAAGGGAAAACCGUACUUUGAUGUGGUACAAGUUAAUGGAACAACAAUGUUCGAGGGAUACGCCGUGGAUCUAAUGCAAAAUAUCUUUGAUUAUAUGGUGAAGAAUAACCUCAUACAUAAGGAUCUAAAAUAUGAGUUUUAUAGAGAAAGUGAAGACAAAUAUGGCAAUCCGAUAGCUGGAACUAAAAAGUGGGAUGGAAUUAUUGGAGAAUUAAUAGAGCAUAAUGCUGAGCUAGCUAUCUGCGAUAUUACAAUAUCAUCAGAGCGUAACGCCGUAGUAGAUUUUUCAACGCCGUUUAUGAGUUUAGGGAUCAGUUUGGUGACGAAAGAACCCGAUCCGGUACAACCGGAUAUGUUUUCUUUUAUGAAUCCCUUGUCUUUGGAUGUUUGGCUAUACUUAGCAACAGCAUACAUCAUAGUUUCAUUCAUCUUGCUUAUAUGCGCUCGUAUGAGCCCGGACGAUUGGGUCAACCCUCAUCCAUGCAAUCAAAAUCCUGAAAAUCUUGAAAAUAUCUGGAGCUUGUACAAUUGUAUGUGGCUCACUAUGGGUGCCAUUAUGACGCAGGGCUGUGAUAUAUUACCAAGAGCGGCAGGCUCAAGAUGGGUGGCCGGGAUGUGGUGGUUUUUUGCUCUAAUCGUGACCGCGUCGUACACAGCCAAUAUGUCUAGUUUCGUCAGCGCCAGCAGGAGAAGCAAUGAGAUAAAAGACGCCAAAGAUUUGGUUGAACAGACCAGUAUCGCAUACGGAACUGUGAUUAAUGCGUCUACUUACAAGUUCUUUGAAAAUUCCAACGACACGGUGUAUAUGAAAAUAUUUGCCGCCAUGAAAUCAGCGAAGCCGACAGUUUUCACUGCCAACAAUGAGGAAGGGGUCAAUCGUGUUCGACAGAGUAAAGGAAAAUAUGCUUUUUUCAUGGAAUCCACACAGCUAGAAUAUGCAAUGCAAAGGCACUGUGAUUUGAGAAUGGUUGGUUCAAAACUAGACUCAAAAGAUUACGGCAUAGCAAUGCCAAAAAAUUCUCCAUACAAGAAUGCGAUUGAUACAGCCAUUUUAGAAUUGCAAUCAUCGGGUACAUUGUUUAAGCUGAAGAAAACGUGGUGGGAAGACAAGGAUAUUGACGAAAAGUGCGAGAAAUCGGAAAACGAGGAAGACGAUAAUGGAUCGCUACAGAUGAAGAAUACGAGUGGAAUAUUCAUAGUGCUCGGUGUUGGCGGGCUGUUAGGCUUCUUCGUGGCCAUCGUAGAUUUCCUCUUGCACUCUUACAAAAUUUGUGUCAAAGAAAAGGUAACCUUCAAAGAGGCGCUCCUGAGUGAAUGGCGCGCGUCUCUCAACCCUCGAGCUCUUCACCGGCUGGCCGCUCCCCCCCGCUCCGCCGCACCUUCCACCGCCACCCCCUCGCCGCUGCGGGAGCGAUCGCAGUCUCGUGCCGUCUCCGUGUUGCGAGCUGCUACUUCUUUUAUCAACUUUGAUGAAAUUUACUAACAUCUCUUUCAUGAACAGUUAGCUUAAAAAUAAUCCUGAUCUUGGCAAGUCAUUUCAUCAUCAUCUUUAACAGGAUGGACGUCCUCUGCCGGACAUAAGCCAUUUGUAUGGAUUUCCAAACGCAAGGUUCACGGGCCGCCAGCAUUCAGCGGGUACCUGCAACCAGCUUGAUAUCUAGUGGUGGUCGACCACAACUGCGCUUCUAUGCGGGGUCACACCGCACCUUGUGAACCCAACGUUCAUCCAUUCUUCGAACUAUGUGUCCAUUGUCACUUCAAAUUCGCGACUCACUGUCCUACGUCAAUGACUGAAACAAAUCUAAGUAAUAAAAAUUAAAUUAAUAUUUGUUAAGUUUUAACAAAAGUUUUAAUAAAGGCAUUU
Messenger RNA from Bicyclus anynana (squinting bush brown), 3192 nucleotides. Its product is annotated as glutamate receptor 4-like. Gene Ontology annotation, molecular function: glutamate-gated receptor activity; transmitter-gated monoatomic ion channel activity involved in regulation of postsynaptic membrane potential. Gene Ontology annotation, biological process: synaptic transmission, glutamatergic; monoatomic ion transport; modulation of chemical synaptic transmission. The record is from RefSeq and is a predicted model, not a curated record. NCBI's taxonomy places the organism in Eukaryota, Metazoa, Arthropoda, Insecta, Lepidoptera, Nymphalidae. Gene Ontology annotation, cellular component: postsynaptic membrane; plasma membrane. The transcript has 16 exons. Bases 97 to 2811 code for a protein of 904 amino acids.